Messenger RNA from Spinacia oleracea (spinach), 2665 nucleotides. RefSeq lists its product as uncharacterized. The record is from RefSeq and is a predicted model, not a curated record. Gene Ontology annotation, cellular component: cytoplasm. The transcript is spliced from 11 exons. The coding region runs from base 128 to 1402 and encodes 424 amino acids. NCBI's taxonomy places the organism in Eukaryota, Viridiplantae, Streptophyta, Magnoliopsida, Caryophyllales, Amaranthaceae.
AACCUUAAACCCCUUUCCCUCUUUCCCUCUCCCAAUUCAUCUUUCUAGGGUUUAAGCCCUACACUAUGCUUCUUCUAACUCUCAAAUUUGAAAAUUCCCCCAAAUUCUUUGUGCAAAUCUCUUAAAAAUGGCUGCUAAUUACUUGUUUUGUAGAGCUUCUGCAACUAAAAUCAUCAACUCUUCCCAAUUGUUAAACCCUUUAAGCAAAACCCUUGCUUCUUCCAAUACUCCAUUAUCGUACCAAUUCCUUAGAUAUGUUCAUACUACAUUCUCUGGAAAUGCAUUUCAAAAAAUUCCCAGAAAAAAUUCAAGGAAUAUGUCAACAUUCCCUGAUUAUAAUCUCCCGGAUACAGCUUUCGGCCUUGAUUCUCGUGUUCCUGCUACUAUUAUCACUGGAUUUCUUGGCUCUGGCAAGACUACUCUGCUGAAUCAUAUCCUGACAGCUAAUCACGGCAAGCGCAUCGCUGUCAUCGAAAAUGAGUUUGGGGAGGUAGACAUUGAUGGCUCUUUGGUUGCAAGCCACUCAUCUUCUAAUGAAGAAAUUCUUAUGGUCAAUAAUGGUUGUUUGUGCUGUACUGUACGCGGAGAUCUAGUGAAAAUGUUGAUAGAGUUGGUUACGCAGAGGCGGGACAAGUUUGAUCACAUAAUCAUUGAGACAACAGGUCUUGCGAAACCAGGUCCAGUAAUUGAGACGUUUUGCAGUGAUGAGAUGGUAUCACGUCAUGUAAAACUUGAUGGAGUUGUAACAAUGGUUGAUUCUAAACAUGCUACGAGACAUUUGAAUGAAGUUAAACCAAGAUUUGUUGUGAAUGAGUGUACUGAACAAGUUGCUUAUGCAGACCGAAUCAUUAUAAAUAAGACAGAUUUGGUGACUGAGGCAGACUUGGAAGUGUUGACAAAGAAAAUCAGGCAUAUAAAUGGGAUGGCACAAAUACAGCACACAAAAUAUGGAGUUGUGGACAUUGACUAUGUUUUGGGAGUAGGUGGAUAUGAUCUUGACAGGGUUGAAUCUGUUGUUCGAUCAGAUGAUUCAGAUUGUGCUAGUCAUGAACAUAAAAAGGAUCAUGAACAUCAUAAGGGCCAUCAUCAUGAUCAUGCUCAUGAUUCUGCUGUGACAAGUGUCAGCAUUGUUUCGGAAGGAACUAUUGAUCUUGAUGAGCUUGAUGAUUGGCUUGAAAGACUGAUCGAGGAGAAGGCAGAAGACUUAUACAGGUACAAGGGAGUCUUAUCAGUGAAUGGAUCUGAACAACGUUAUGUUCUACAGGGUGUUCAUACUAUGUAUGACGGUUGCCCGGGAAACACGUGGGCUCCGGAUGAAAAGAGGAUAAACAAACUGGUCUUUAUAGGACGCGAUUUGAAUGAAACAAGGUUGCGAAAAGGCUUCAAAGGAUGUUUAGCGUGACAAAUUACCCGUUCAUUUCAAUGGAUAUAGCAGCUGCUUUAGCUUCAAGGAUUGUGUACUAAGGGUGCGUUUUCUUCACUCUAAUUCUCCAUGUCGAAACUUGUAUAGUUUUGAUAUUAGCUUAUCUGAACUUAUUAGCCAUGAACUUCAUUUAUCUGAACUUAUUAGCCAUGGACAUCAUUUAUCUGAACUUAUUAGCCAUGAACUUCAUUUAUCUGAACUUAUCGGCCUUAAAACUUAACUUAUCAUAAUUUGUGAUUUGAACUUGGGUAAAACCCUUAUGGCCCGAAAACUUAUCCGAUCUUGUAAGCUCCUGACGUAACAUAUUUUAACUUACUUUAUUUGAAUUUAUUAGCCUUGAAUUUAACUUAUCUUUCCUGAAAUAAGUGAAAGUUUUCGUGAUAUUGCUAGUGGCCACAACUCACAUCACAUGAAUGUAGAAUGUUGGAAUUAAUCUUUACAGAAUAUACAAGAGAAUAUUUACAUAUUCUCUAUCAAUGAAGAAUGAGCAAACACAUCCACCCCCCAAAUAAAUAAAUAAACAAUUACUCCCUCAGUCUCGUUUUACUUGCCCCAUUUGACCAUUUUUUGUGAGAGCUUUUUGGGUCAAAUAGAGCAAGUAAAACGAGACUGAGGAAAUAUAAGUGACCAAUCCGGCAAUCCCCCUUUAGUAGGCUUUGCCUUGGUUAGCUUAGAAUUGUUAAAUAUGUGUUAGACUGUAAUUAAGGUUGUGAAGCGUCUUAAAUAAGUUAAUCACUCAUCUUUGGGAAGCUUGAUGAGUGCAUAAACAGCAGCACCAAGAAUAGCACCCAAUGGCGGAGCCACCAUGUAUAUCCAUAUUCCACGAUACCUUCCUGUUGCUAUGGCUGGUCCUAGUGUCCGUGCUGGGUUCAUUGAUGCACCCGUCAUUGGCCUGCAACAUUUUAUGCCAAGCUUGCUGGUUGAUGGCUUCGACGAUGGCUGACUCAACGGUGGUUCAUUGGCCGACGCUGGUGUUACCGGUGGCAACGAGGUCACGUGGUUACUUGUCGACAUUUUACGACAGUUUUAGCCUCGAGUUUUGUUUUUUUGCUGUGAAUUUAGGGUUAGACACUUUACAUAUUACUGAAAUUAGUAAGUCAUCUGUAUCGAAUUCCUGUCUGUAUAUAUGUACAGUUUUGUUUCCUUGACUUGCUCAAAUGGGACUAUGGGAAGCAUGAUUUACUUUCUCCUGUUAUGAACUGUAUAUCUAAAUUAUACCAAAGUUGAACUUUUCUUGGUCAA